AAAAUAGGGUAAUGGCUCAUUAAAGGGGAGGUAUAUGGGAAUGAGUUAUUAUCCAAUUUCAAUGAUUUAUUUCCUUAUUUGCAUUCCUAUUCCUAUAAUUCAAACAUUAACAAUGGCAAUCAAUGAUUUUCAUUCUCAUUCUCCACUCUUAUUUCCCUAAAUCAAACGCCCCCUAAGUUUUUUUUAACUCAAAGACGUAAUUAGCUAUAUACGAAGGAGAUGGGAAGGUCUUAUUAUUACUGAGUAGAGCUGUUAGGUAAGUCAGGAUGGUCCAUUAAAAAACUCAUCAUCUUGUAGGGUGGUCUCAACCGACCCAUCAGUUGAGUUAGAAAAUCUUUAAUUGAGACCAACUCAAAAUAGAUGCAAUGUGGUUCAAUUGUUCGAGUUUAUAGUGAAUUGUCUAACGAAAAUGUUCAACGAUCGCGAACCUAUUCUACUAACAAAUAAGUUUUUUUUUAACUCAAAGAGGUAAUUAGCUAUAUACGAAGGAGAUGUGAAGUUCUUAUUAUUGCUGAGUAGAGUUGUUAGGUAGGUCAGGAUGGUCCAUUAAAAACUCAUCAUCUUGUAGGAUGGUCUUAAUCGACCCAUUAGGUGAGUUAGAAAAUCUCUAAUUGAGAUCAAUUCAAAAUAGAUGCAAUUUGGUUCAAUUAUUCAAGUUUAUAGUGAAUUCUUUAUUUCGUUGCAUUUAUUAUUAUUUGUUUUUCUCUAUGAGUUCUUGUGAAAAAUGUGAAAAAAAAUCACGAGCAGUAUUCACUCCCUCCCCCUCCUCUAACGCUUUCAAUCCUACACAUUGAUUAAUUCUAUUACACAUAUCCUAACAAAUGAACUAAUCAUUAGAUUAAACAUGAACUAAUCAUUUUCAAAUUUGUUAACACAUAACAUAAUUUUUUAUAAAAUAAUUCUGUUAUAACAACAGAAAAAUUAUUACAUAACUCAUAAACUAAAUGAGCUUAUUUCUAUUCAUACAUAAUGACAAUAACAAUAGAACUCUAAUAAAAUAGAUAAGUUAACAUCACUCUCACUAGGACAAAUAAUAGUGUGGUGGUCAAUACUAUCCCUUUUAACCUAGACUCGUUUGGGGCAAUCUCAGGUAGGACAACUUCAGAAUUCUCCAUUUAAUUUGGUCCACAUUCGGAUCCUCUUAUGGAUUCUCCUCAAACUUUUCGGGAUCAUCUUGAUCCAUAUGAUGAAGUAGCUUUAUACACAAUUGUGCAUAUGAGAUACGUCCUUGCCCUCAUAAUUAGUGUGCUACUAUAUUGAGUUGUAUUGGUAGAAAUUGGAGCAAAACCAAGUUAUCAAGAAUUGGAAACUCUUCUCGUUCGAGUUUCUAGAAUAAUCGAUCAAGUUGUCCAAUAUGUCCUUGGAGUCCAUGAACUGGGUCAAACUCCAUCUCCUCAAUCUGCUCCCUUAGCUCAUUCGUUGUGCGUCACGAUGGGUCAUCGUGUAUAUCAUCGUUGACAUCUAGAAUUGAAAAUAAUAAUAUUGGUACAAAACCAACAAAGUAACACAACCAGUUCAAUUCAAUUUACACAUAUACAUAGAACAAACAUAUAGAAUUUAUAAACAAAUAAGAAAAAAUAAUUUUCUUUAUUUGAGGAGUUCUAGUGGACUAACACACUAGACUGAUCGAUUGAGAAGAUGAACCCUGAACUUGGUCGAUUGUCCUAUUAGUACUAAUCUAAUUAGAUAGGGAUGUCUUAUCUAUAUUGUUUUUAUUUAACCUAAAUUCAUUUAAGUAAAUUUCAGACUUAUUAAUAAAUCUUACCCAAUUUUGAUUAAAUCAGUCCCAAUAAAAUAAAUUUAGCCUAUUUAAUUAAAUAUGGAAAGAUCCAUCUUAAUAAAUCAAACUAGUCAAAUUUAUGAUUAGCCCAGACUCAUUUAAUCAAAUUAACCCAAAAUAAUUUUGAUUUAGAUAAAAUUACUUAAGUUAAACCAAUUAAUAGUUUGAACCAUAUGAGAAUCUAAUUAAAUGAAACUCAUCUUUUUAAACUAACCUGGUAGGUCUGGUUCAAUGAACCAGUCCAGUUUAAAUCAACCCAAGUUGAGUAAACUAAACCCAAUUAAUUUCCAGCAUGGAGUCAUUAACUAAAAACAAUGUAUUAAUUAAUUAAUAAAAAAACAAGAGCUUAAUCUUAGGGCAUCCAUAAUGUGAUAUUAAAUGAACAUUAUAAUAUCUAUUUAACACUCAUCUCAAUUAUGAGAAAAGGAAAAUUGUUAUAUUGUUCAUCCCUCUAGUAUCUUUUCUUUUAUAUAUUUAUAUAUUUUUUAAAAUAAUAACAAAUAUAUUAAAACAAUUAAUAAUAUUUUUUGAAAACACUAAGAUUAUUUUUUAAAAAGUAAAAUUAUUAUUAAAAAUAAUAAUAAUUUAAAUAUUUUAAAAUAUAUUUAUUUAAUAUGAUAUAAUUUUAAAAUAAUUGAGUUUACUAUAGAAUCUAUAAAUAAUGAGGAUUAAUAUUAAAAAUAAUAUAGAUAAUUACAGUGAAUUUUUUUUUCUUAUAUAUAUAUAUAUAUAUAUAUAUAUAUAUAUAUAUGAGGUGAUGGGUACAAUGACGAGGGGGGCGGAUCUUCUGGUCCCAAAAUCCCUGGUCCCUCCCUGGUCCGCACAAGUGAUAUAAAACUCUCUCACGUGCCAAACACGUGCCAAGCUCCAGCGCCCAAAACUCCCUCCCUGCCCUAGCCUCGCGAUUUCUUCUCGUCGCCUCCUCUCAGCGUCGCCUCCCUGGUCCCUCCCUCCUCCCAGCGUUGCCUCCCUGGUCCCGUCGCCUCCUCCCAGCGUCGCCUCCUCCGCAGUGCCAAGCUCCAGCGCCCAAAACUCCCUCCCUGCCCUACCCUCGCGAUUUCUUCUCGUCGCCUCCUCCCAGCGUCACCUCCUCCGCAGUGCCAAGCUCCAGCGCCCAAAACUCCCUCCCUGCCCUACCCUCUCGACGACCAGCGCCGCCUCCCUCCCUCCGACCUCCACUGCCGCCUCCUCCCAACGUUGGGGACCUCCAGCGCCGCCCUCGUCGCCUGCGGCCUCCCGUCCUCCACCUCCUGCCGACCUCCAGCUUCACCUCCGUUUUGUUUAGGUAUUCUCCACUCUGUUUGCUUCUAAAAAUUUCAGCUUUUCCUAUUGUUCAUGAAGUCUCUGUUUAUCUCCGAGAACCUUCUUCAAAGAUCCUUUUUUUUAUCAUGGAAGAAUCAUUUUCUAAGUUUCAAGUAUUUGUCUGUUAAGAUUAUGAAACGUUUACAUUACGUUGCAAGGAUAAAUAUAUAUUUGGUCCUAAAGUUUUUGCAUGUGCUAGUUGCUUGUUGCUAGUUGCUAAGAUUAUGUUAAGAUUAUAUUCUGUUAGUUGCAUGUGCUAGUUGCUAGUUGCUAGUUGCUAGUUGUUAAGAUUAUGUUAAGAUUAUAUUCUGUUAGUUGCAUGUGCUAGUUGCUAGUUUAGGGUUUUCCUAUAUCUGGUCCUAAAUAUAUAUUCUGUUAAGAUUAUGAAACGUACACGACCUUCCUUUUCAUAUGCUAGUUGCUAGUGUGAUUAUAUUAUCUAUAUUCAUUGAUGUCCCAGAGUUUCAAGUAAUUAUCAUGGAGGGUGAAUCUACGAGUUGUCGUCAUUUGAAUUUUAACGAAAAUGAAGCUAGUCGGGAAGGGGACUUUGAUGUUAUUGAUGAAGGCUUAAAUAUUGAAACGGAUUUGGAUAUACCACAAAUGGGGUUGGAAUUUGAUACAGAAGAAGAUGCAUAUCAAUUUUAUUUGUCAUAUGCUAAAAAAGUUGGAUUUGGCAUAAGGAGAGGUAAAAUCCACAAUGAUAAAUCGGGUAAAUUACUUGAUAGAGUUUUUUAUUGUUGUGCCCAAGGCAAAAGAGGAAAAGACAAACGAGAUAUUUAUGUCAAAGCAAGUCGUGAUGAAACUAGAUUUGGUUGUGAGGCUAAAAUGAAGAUUAGUAAUCGGAGAAAAAGCAAGUUUACUGUGGUGCAAUUUGUUAAAGAGCAUAAUCAUUAUCUCUCAAGUCCAAACAAAACUCAUCUCUAUAGAAGUCAUAGAAAUAUAUCUUUUUCUGCAGCGAAACAGAUUGAGUUUGCAAGUGAUGUGGGAAUCCCCCCAAAAGCAUCUCAUGAUCUUAUGGUGAGACAAGUAGGUGGGAGGGAGAAUUUAGGAUUUAUUCCUGAGGAUUACAAAAACUACUUGCGAUCCAAAAGAACAAUAAAUAUGAGAGUUGGGGAUACAGGAGGUGUAUUGGAGUAUUUGCAGAAAAUGCAGUUUGAUGAUCCUAAUUUUUUUUAUGCUAUUCAAGUUGAUGAAGAUGAUUUGAUUACUAAUAUUUUUUGGUCUGAUGCUAAGAUGAGAGCUGAUUAUGCUAAUUUUGGAGAUGUUGUUUGUUUUGAUACAACCUACAGAAAAAACAAUGAAGGUCGGCCAAUUGCGUUGUUUGUGGGUGUUAAUUAUCAUAAACAAUUGAUACUUUUUGGUGUUGCUUUAUUAUAUGAUGAAACUAGUUUGACUUUUGAGUGGUUGUUUAAUACAUUAACUAAAGCUAUGGGUGAGAAAAAACCAAUUACUAUUCUUACGGAUCAAGAUGCAGCAAUGGCAAAGGCAUUAGCUUCUAGAUGGCCUGAAACACAUCAUCGUUUGUGCAUUUGGCACAUUUAUCAAAAUGUCGCCAUACAUUUGAGUGGAGUUUUUUCUCAGUUUAGAGAUUUUGCUAAAGAUUUUGCCUCAUGUGUAUAUGAUUUUGAUGAAGAGGAAGAUUUUAUUUCAGCAUGGAACAUUAUGUUGGCCAAGUAUGCACUUGAAGAUAAUGAUUGGUUGAGGCGCAUGUACAACAUAAAGGAAAAGUGGGCUUUAGUAUAUGGACGGCAAAUGUUUUGUGCAGAUAUGACUACAACCCAAAGAAGUGAGAGCAUGAAUAGUAUUGUGAAAAAAUAUGUCACUUAUAAACACAAGUUUUUAGACUUCUUCAAUCACUUCCAAAGACUCCUUGAUGAUCGUCGAUAUGAGGAAUUAAAAGCUGAUUUCAGAUCAAGUACAACUGUUCCAUAUUUAAUGUUUCCAAUUGAGAUUUUAAAGUAUGCUAGUGAAAUUUAUACUCCUGAGGUAUACAAGUGUUUUCAACAAGAAUGGUGCUCAUCUCAUGAUUCUAGUCUUGAAAUUUGUGAGGAUGCUGAUACAUUUGCAAAAUAUAAAGUUACUCCUCUAAAAAAGAAACACCAUCAUAUAGUUACACUUGAUAAGAAGUCUGAAAAAAUUGAGUGUAGUUGCAAAAAAUAUGAAUUUGCUGGAAUUUUAUGUUCUCAUAUUCUGAAAAUAUUUACGUGGAAUAAUAUCAUGAAGAUCCCAAGUCAGUAUGUACUGAAAAGGUGGACAAGAAAAGCAAAAAUUGGAUUUUUUGGAGUUAAUGAUUCAAUGACCAACAAUGCUAGUUUGGAUCCAAAAGUACUUCAAAACAUGCGAUACAAAGAUUUGUGUGGGUUGAAUGUUCAGUUGGUUACCAAGGCAGCAGAAAGAGAUGACACUUACAAGGUUGUUAAAGAUGUUAUGUUGAGCUUGUGUAAGAUGGUGGAUGAUAAGUUACAAGUUAAUGAAUCUAAUAUCCAACAAUCAAAAGUGAGCCAAGAAUCUUGGGAAUUUGAUUAUGGUGAAGGGAACUCUACUGGAGUGAAAGGAAUUAAAACCAAGAAGAAAACAAUCUCAGGUAAAAGGUUGAAAGGUGGGUUAGAGAAGACUUCAAGGAAAAGAAAAGCAUCGAGCAAAACAAAUCAAGCUUCAACGAUUGUAAUGGGUGUAGAUCAAACUAUUUCCAGUAUGGCCAUCGUACAAUGUGACCGGAUCAAUCAACAAUCUAUUAAUUUCUCAUCAAUUGGUAGCUCCGUUGAUAAUGUUAGUAUGACUGAGUCUCAAUUCCCACCAUUAUUAGCAUCACAACUUUCUCAGCCUAUAAAUUCCGUGCCAACAAUUGGUAGCUGUGUUGAUAGUGUUAGUAGGACUGAGACUCAAUUCCCACCAUUAUUGACAUCACAACUUUCUCAGGUGCAUCAACCAUCUCAUCUUGGUUAUUUUCCGACAAAUUACUUGGAAUAAUGCUACAAAGGAUAAUCUACAAGAGAAUGGUUGCUAGCAGAUAAUUUACAAGAGAAUGGUUGAUAUUGCAAAAGCACGAGGAGAUAUGAAAGUUGCUGUUGAAUUUCUCAACAAGUACUUAGACAUGUGGGAACUUUUCCAUUAGUAUUUGAAUUUUCCAUUAGUGUUAAACUAAAGUUUAUAUUGAUUUGUUUGUAAAGAUUUGGUUUGGUUAUCAGAAUUUUAUUGUGAAUGUAUUGAUGUGGGAUGGGCAUUUGAUCUUGUGAUGAUAUUAUUUUAUGGUGAUAAGUGAAUGAGAUUGUGAUGUGUUUGAUUGGCAUUCA
This is a messenger RNA of Zingiber officinale, 6375 nucleotides long. Its product is annotated as protein FAR1-RELATED SEQUENCE 5-like. Bases 3494 to 6052 code for a protein of 852 amino acids. Gene Ontology annotation, molecular function: zinc ion binding. Lineage: Eukaryota; Viridiplantae; Streptophyta; Magnoliopsida; Zingiberales; Zingiberaceae. Gene Ontology annotation, biological process: regulation of DNA-templated transcription. The transcript is spliced from 7 exons. The record is from RefSeq and is a predicted model, not a curated record.